AUGUUGACUUCAUUGAAUGUGCUGCUCUUUUUCGGACCAUGGCUGCCCGUUAUUGACAAUGUGAUUGUUCGCGGUCAACUUAUUGAUAUCGUUUACAAUACGUCAUUUCCUCUGAAACCAUUGAUUAUUUGUACAAUCACUGAAGAAUGUCGAGAUUUUAUUUAUGGAAGUUGGCAAAAACCGAUAACGCCUAGUGAAUAUAUUGGAAUAGCACUGGCUAUUUUUCAGGAGAAUGCAUUCAAAAUUCUCAAGAAAUAUCCACCGGUCGGUUCGGAUGACCAACGAUCACUUGUAGCUCGUGCUGCCACGCAAUGGAUGUUUGGUUAUCCACUCGAUACAGAAAAUUUGAGAAAUUGGAUACAAUGCAGUGAUCAUGCGUGUCACACUGAUGAAAUACCCUUUCUUUUUGAAUCAUCUUGGACAAAUUUUACUGAUGCCGGCCGAUGUGUAUCUCAAAAUAUGGCUACCUGUUGGACAAAUUUUGCCAAGAGUCAAGACCCUAGUGAGCAGUUGAGAGUUCCAUUAUCAUGGCCAAGAGUGAAAACAGAAAAUGAGACAUACAUCUACAUUCAAGAUCCACUUCUAAUAAAUUGA
Molecule: messenger RNA, 594 nt
Organism: Rotaria socialis
Lineage: Eukaryota; Metazoa; Rotifera; Eurotatoria; Philodinida; Philodinidae
Source: the annotation of a GenBank genome assembly